Molecule: messenger RNA, 1068 nt
Organism: Lithohypha guttulata
Lineage: Eukaryota; Fungi; Ascomycota; Eurotiomycetes; Chaetothyriales; Trichomeriaceae
Gene: mrpl7
Product: 54S ribosomal protein L7, mitochondrial
Exons: 2
Coding region: 1-1068 (355 amino acids)
Biological process (GO): translation
Cellular component (GO): ribosome; cytosolic large ribosomal subunit
Molecular function (GO): structural constituent of ribosome; RNA binding
Source: RefSeq, a predicted model, not a curated record
AUGAAAAGAUCACUACAAUUGCUGCGUCCUGUGCAGCAAUUCAAGGAUAGACCAAUAUGCGGCUCUUGCAGGAAAGAGCUGCGCCGAGCAGCAUCGACUCAAGCUGCAGCAAUUGCUGAGGAUCCCAGCCAGGAACUCGAAUCAAACAGUUCCUUCAAUCUUCCACCUCCUUCUGAACAGGAUGCGACUAGGUUUGAUCCACUGAAAUCUACGCGAUACAGGGAGAAGAAAAAGCAGGCACUUCCUUCCAGCAGAUAUCAAUAUCGCUCUCCUCGCUUCGACCGUGGUCCAUUAGCACCACAUCGUCCGCCUCCUCUGACAGAUCCUGCCUCGCGACAGUUUGUACCAGGGCCUUUUUCGCAAUCACGCCUUGAGAGCACGUAUCACAGCACAAUCGCCGCGGAUUACAUGGCAAUGACUUAUCAGCAUCGACCGCCUGGCUUCAAACCACCCGAGAAAGGUCCAAGACUGCGCGCAUGGGAGGGCGACAAUCCAUACUUUGCGAACAGAAAACUUAGAGGUCCAAGAGGAGGUGAUGUGCUGCGUUUGUUAAGAAAACCAAUCACCUUCAGAAACAUUCCAAUGAUCGAAAGACUUACUGUUCAUACAUAUUGCAGAGACGUUAUUAGAUCGGGCUCAGCUGUUCUCCAUGUCGCCGGCAUGGUCUUACAAGAGAUCACUGGUCAGCGUGUUAUUACCCACAAGUCGAAACAUCCCGAACAAGGCUUCGGUUUGCAGAAGGGCAUCCCUAUCGCUGCAACAGUGGAUCUCAAGGGCGAGGCCAUGUAUCAUUUCAUGGACAAACUGGUCAAUGUUGUCAUGCCUAGAAUCAAAGACUGGAGGGGAGUCAGAGCGACGACAGGGGACAACUCCGGCAAUCUUACAUUUGGUUUCGAGCCGGACGUGACUGGUACUUUUCCUGAGGUUGAGAACAAUUACGAUGCAUACCCGCCUAAGAUGAUUCCUGGUCUGCAUAUCACGAUACACACAACUGCCAGAGCCGACAAAGACGCAAGAUUGCUAUUGGAAGCAUUUGGCAUUCCGUUCUACGGCAAGGUCGUGGACUGA